Molecule: messenger RNA, 2043 nt
Organism: Penicillium concentricum
Lineage: Eukaryota; Fungi; Ascomycota; Eurotiomycetes; Eurotiales; Aspergillaceae
Product: CCCH zinc finger protein
Exons: 2
Coding region: 1-2043 (680 amino acids)
Biological process (GO): box C/D snoRNP assembly
Cellular component (GO): nucleus
Molecular function (GO): RNA binding; metal ion binding
Source: RefSeq, a predicted model, not a curated record
AUGACCUCGCAGGGAUUUUCUUUCCCGCCCCCGCCGCCUCCGCCGCCGGCAACUAACCAGGCGCCGGCUCAGCAACCGACCCAACAUGGUCAGAAUUGGGGUGGACACGGCGGACAUGGUGGAGGACAUGGCGGAGGCCAGCGGGGGCGUGGGAGAGGACAAGGGAACCGAGGCCGAGGAGGGAAUCAUGCAUCAGGUGGACAAGCACCAUCGUAUCUUCCCCCUGCAGGUUACAACUACGCGCAACCAAUGUAUGGCGGAUACCCUCCUCAACCUCUUCCAACGGCACCUUAUAUGCCUCCCCAGCCCUACCAUCAUGGACAACCGCCGGCCUUUCAGAAUCCUCAAAACCCGCCCUCGUUCUCAUCCCAACAAUAUCCUCAGUCGGUAGCUUCGGGGAACUAUCAACACUACAAUACGCCCAACCUUCCUACUUACCCUCCCACACCUCCGACAUACAUGCAAGGUUUACCAACACCUCCCCAUGGCCAUCCACCAAACAAUCAAGCAAUGAUGCCCCCCAUGUCAUGGCGCAAUGAUAUGCCAGGUGCGGCGCCAUACAUGGGGGCUCAACCGGGGCAAGCACGAGGCCCACGACCUCCCCAUGCGCAUGGCAAUCAGGGCCCGAAACCGAAGCACAAUCAGAAGCGGGACCACUCAGCUGCAUUCACCAAGCCUCAAUCAACUGCACCUCGGACUCCCGCUGCGCCUGCCGUCCCAAGCUUCGGCAACCCUCUACCCUCAAAGCCACCACCAGCCGCAGACUCCACAGCCAACAGGAAGGCAAAGAAAAGAAAAAGGAAGCACAACCAACUCGGCCUGACCCCUAAUGCCGAAGAACACGAAUCAAGCGAAGAAGAGGCCGAUGAAGACGAAGAAUCGAAGCUAGCGCAAAGUGGCUCUAAUGCAGCACCACUUCAGUUCUCAUACAAAGGUAAAACGUCUACAUUACAAACGCCAUCUGAUAUUGCUGCUUGGAUUGCAGAGCGGAGGAAGAAGUUCCCCACUCAAGCUCGGGUUGAAGAAAAUAAGAAGUCUAUGGAGGAGGCAAAAGCUGCCCGUGAGGCAGUUCGUCAGCAGAAGCAAAAAGAACAACAGGAAAAGCGAAAGGAACAUAUCCAAAAGCAAAACGAACACAAGACAGAUCCCGCUGCAGAUGCGACAACAAACGCGCAGCGCAGAGAGAAGAUCCGGCGCAACCUUGAACGAGAGGAGAAACGAAUCCAAAAAGCCAUGGCUGAGACCGAAGCUGCUCGUCUCCGAAUGGAAGCUCUACAGAAGGAGGCAUUGAGCCUGAAUGCAGACUUCAGCCAAGACGAAGAUACCGGUAUCACGACCAUGCAGCAACACCCAACCCUGGACCCAGUCAUCAAGACUGAACCCGCAAACGCGCCAGAACCAACCAUCAAAACCGAACCCGAAACCGCGGUACCGGAGCCAGUCAUUAACGCUGAACCAGAAACUGCACUGCCGGAGGCAACCAUAAAGACCGAGCCUCAUGACCCUAUUCCAGAGCCCGCGCAAUCGGCCGACCCCGCUCCCCUCGCGACAGAGGCGCAGGGAGAUCCUGGAUCCUUGCUCGAGUCCAACAAUCUCGAGCCCACGAUCACCGAACACCCCACCGACCAUGACUUGUAUGGCAUGGAGAUCGCAUCCGAUCAUGGGGCCAGUGAUUGGACGUCAUCGGGUGCUUCUGGCUCAGAUUCUGACUCCGACUCUGACGACUCCGCGCCAGAUCAAGUAACUUCACGUCGCACGGCUCCAGAUCGAGUGCCGCCCCCACCCCGUGAAGGCAAAAAGACUGUAUGCCGUUACUUUGCUCGUAAUGGGCACUGUAACCGUGGCGACCAGUGUAAAUUCCUCCAUGAGAAUGACUCCGAACGAACCUCAAAGGCCAAGGCCAAGCCUACGGAGAAGAAGGAGAAAGAGACGAGACGCAAGGGACUUUAUCAAGCUUUGCUGGACCGACAGACCCAAGACGAUGACCGCCGGGCAAUGGAAGUGAUUGUCUGGCUAGGUCAGAAUGAUAUGUUGGCGGAUUGA